Molecule: messenger RNA, 960 nt
Organism: Mastomys coucha (southern multimammate mouse)
Lineage: Eukaryota; Metazoa; Chordata; Mammalia; Rodentia; Muridae
Exons: 1
Coding region: 156-464 (102 amino acids)
Source: RefSeq, a predicted model, not a curated record
CAGUGGGACAGCGGGCCACGAGCCUUCUUUGCGCAAGAGGUCAGGAGGUGACAGGAUUGGGGGGUGGUAUCCUUGCCAACUUCCCAGGCACCCCUGAGCAGUCUCCCCAGUUUGUUUGUCUGUGGGACCUCGGGGCUACCUAUGGAGUCCCCGGGAUGUCUGAGAACCCAGCACUAGAAAAGACUAGAAAGAAAAAUCGAAGUAUUCUUGGCUCCUGGAGACUUCCGCAGCGAGAAGUCACAGAUUCAGGACACAGAUUGACGGGAGCGGCGGGCGCUGGUAGCAGGCAGCUCGCAAGGCUCCCGGACCCUCUGGCCGUGGGCACCCCAAUCCUGUCGCCUGUUUGGGCAGCGUCGCUCCCCCAUCGCGGCCGUGAAUCCCAGGACCCCGGUGCGGCCGGCCUGGAGCCGGGCCACUGGCCACCGCGUCCGCAGAGCGAAACCUGCGCCUCGGCCCCGAAAUAACUUGUUGUGGAAACACUUGAGGAUAAAUACGCCCAACGAAGCUGAAAAUACCUUGACACCCAAUCCCAGAGGUUUGCUCAUUUCCCUUCGGAUUUAGGUAACGGUUAAAUUUGGAAGAGGUGGGCGAGCGUCGAGCCCUGGCGAACCAGGGCCGGGCUGGUGGCGCGUCCCGCGGGCGCCGGCUGCAUCGGUGGGCGCGCCCUCUCCACCGGGCCCCAGCCUCGCGCUCGCUUCCGGUGGUCGGAGCUGGAAAAUUAAAGGCGACUUCGGAGCUGCGGCUCAGCUGAGUCUUUGCUUGGUCCAGGUUGGGGUAGGGUGGGAGGGGUGGCGCCUGGGGCCGCAGCAGGCCUUGGGGACAUUUGGCGUCAUAGCAAAAUGAAGGCUUCAGAAUAAUGCCCACCUUGGCCUUACCCUCAGUGGAGGCGUGGAAUCAACACUAUUGAUGGCAGGGCGGGGAGAGGAGCUCAGACCUCAUUCUUCUGCAAAUAAAAAGUAC